This is a messenger RNA of Chaetomium strumarium, 1654 nucleotides long. RefSeq lists its product as uncharacterized. The transcript is spliced from 4 exons. Lineage: Eukaryota; Fungi; Ascomycota; Sordariomycetes; Sordariales; Chaetomiaceae. The record is from RefSeq and is a predicted model, not a curated record. The coding region runs from base 82 to 1443 and encodes 453 amino acids.
CGGUUAACAAGUAUUCCAAGGAAUAAAAGUAUCAAUGGACUCGCAAUUUCCUUUAUUAAUCACAAGUAAAGUCCCUACAAUAUGCCCGUCAAUCUAGCAUUUUUCGUCCUCCUCCUGCUCCAAGCUACUCUUUCCCUGUCUCUCACCUCCUCUCGCACGAACCCUCUCCCAUUUCAGCAUGUGAGAAAGCCGAUCUUUGCUCCGCUGCCAAUCGACAAACAUGGCUCCAUCACUGACCAGCCAUCUCGACCCGCGUUCCAACCUGGCAAAGCAUACACGUAUAACUUGAGCUUGAAUACUACCUCCGAGCUCUAUUCGUACAACUAUCAGCAUGACUCUGACACAGGCAGUGGGAUUGCCGACGCAGACAGCUCUGGGUUCUCGGCUGCCGUCGCGUCUAACUUGACCAUUCUGACGCAAGCUGAUUCACCAGAACCAGGCACACUGAUCUUCCUUGCUUACGUCUCUGUUCCUGAUUGUCUGGUAGAAGCCGGCAAUCCGAUUGGAGAAAGUGGGCUUCGUGUCAUCAGAAAUACAUUCGGAACCGAUCAAGAAUGCGUCAAGCGGAGCGAAGGUGUGGACAACCAGACAAGCGUUUGGGUCACACAGGACCUCACCAGUGGGGAGUUUAAGAACGUAUACUACAAUGCCUCUGUCACAUACGAUCCGGAUUCGCAAUCGCAAGAUCCACUUGGCUACCACAAAUUGAUCCUAAGCUCUCUGCGUACGCUGCAGUCGUACUAUAACGGAUCAGAGAGCUACGAACAUGAGACAACCGACCGUUUCGGUAACCCUCGUACUGUGAAGUAUCAAUAUAUAGGCAAGCUCGCCGACUCGCAAUGCUGGCAGGCGGAUUCGCAAAGUAUAAACGGGGAUGAACUUGCCGCAGACACGAAGAAUGUGUGUUGGUCUCCUGCAGGAGGGGUCUCCGCCAUGACGGGUGGCGACGCUACAGAGCUGGGCACCACUCAUGGCGCAGCCGAAAUCGUCGAUAAGGUGACGGUAUCGAGCGGCUUGUACGCGACUCUUAGCCAGAACGGCACCCUAGAAGUCCUCCAAAGCGGGAUUCCUACUCUGGUCAAUUACUCCUCUUGCUCUGGUCCAUUCUCCGACAUACAGCAGGGGCAGAGUGCUAAUCUUGACCCAAUCCUUCUCGCCCUGAAUCCUAGCGGCCAAGUCUGUCGUUUCGCUUGGUCGGGGAGCGGUACGCCGCAGAUUGAGGUUGACACGUCUCCGCCGUUCUCGGGCCUGGCCGGCGGUCCUCCCGUUGAGCUGCCUGGCCAAUAUCGGUCACAGUGGGCUCUAGACACAUUCGGUGCUAUUUGGGAGACACAUGACACAUCUCCUAACUCACCCUCUUCGCCUAUUACGUGGACAAACUACACGGAUCCCGGAAGUGUGAAUGACGCCUUUCGGCCAAUUCUAGUAAGGCAAAUGUUAUAAAUAUCGCUUGGGAUCAACUGAUAUAUUCGCAGUUCUGGCCCUUCCACCCCAGCAUCCCAGUACAGGCCACGCUUUAUGGUUUCUACCUGUCAGACGAACUGAAUCCAUAUAUACUGUAUCUUGCGAACGGAGACACUCAGCCGAGCGUCAGCCAGUUUCCAAGCACUGCCAACGUGAAUGAUAUCCUCACGUUUCUCCAUCUCGCCCCUGU